Molecule: messenger RNA, 480 nt
Organism: Didymodactylos carnosus
Lineage: Eukaryota; Metazoa; Rotifera; Eurotatoria; Philodinida; Philodinidae
Source: the annotation of a GenBank genome assembly
AUGGCAGCUGGGGAUUCUGAUGACAAAACAUUACCAUCGAGUCAGAAUUAUUAUGAUCUAUUAGGAAUUUCAAAAACUGCAACAGAAGAAGAAAUCAAACGAGCAUAUCGAAAAACCGCUCUCAGACUUCAUCCCGACAAAAAUCCUGAUCCGAAUGCAGCGUCACAAUUUCAAAGUGUUGAUAAAGCAUACAAAAUAUUAAGUGAUCCAAAACUGCGUAGUACGUACGAUCAAUUUGGAGCAAAUGCAGCGGAUAUGAUGAGACGGAUGAAUGAUGAUUAUGCUGAUAUAUUACAAAGAAUGCCGGCAUGGAAGAAAAUUUUAAUCACUGAAGAAGCUGUUCGAACUACAGAACCAAAUGUAAAUGCAACAAAUGAAUCAGAUCCCGUGCUUAAACAACCAGAAAAUACUAUUAUCACAUUAGGAAAUUCUGAGCCAUUUAAAACAACUUAUGAAGCAACAUCUAAUACUCAACAAUAA